AUGGCAGCGCCACCGAGCGCCCCCCGGGCCCUCCCCGUCCUCAUCCUCAUCUUCCUCCUGCCCGGAGGGGGGCCCUCAGUGUCCCCCCCGGGAGCCCCGAGGCCGCGCUGCAGCGGGGACCGGCCCGGGGUGAGUGCGGCACUGGGGGAACUGGGAGAGAACGGGGCGGGGAACUGGGGGUCUCUGGUGGCACUGGUGGCACUGGGGGCGGGGCCUGCGCUGACACCGCCGCCGCAGCCCCGGUGCCCGCCCCGCCCCCCCCGGCUCCGCCUGGACGUCGCCCCCUCCCCCGAGUUCGGGCCGGCACCGGGACCGAGAGCGGUGCCCGCGGGAGGACGCGUGUUCCUGCAGGUGUCGCUGUCCCGCGCCCCCCCAGGUCUCGGUUUCUCCCUCCGCCGCUGUUUCGUGUCCCCGCGCUCGUCCCCGGGCCCCCCCCGGGGUCCCCCCCCGGUGCCGCGGCCGCUCGUGGUGCUGCGGGGGGGCUGCGGCGCGGGGGGGGCGCGGCGGCGGCUCCGGGGCUCGUUCGUGCUCCCGGCGCGGUUCCCGGAGCCGCUGCAGUUCCUGCACUGCCGCCUGCGCCUCUGCCGCCGCCGCGGUGGCACCGGAGCACCGCCGGGGCUGCCCACGUGCCAGGCCGAGCCUUGUCCCCGCCGAGGGGGCGGAGCCUCCGGCUCAGGCCGCGGCCCCCGCUCCGGUCCCGGCCCCGGGCGUGCGCUGCGCACCGUGACCCGCCCGAUCGUGGUGACACUGGGGACACCCGCGACCCCCGCGCCCGGUGCCCCCCCGGGCCUCCCCCCGCUGCCGUUCCCGCCGCCCCCGCCCCUCCUGCGCCCCCCGCCCCCACCCCGGGAGCGGCCCCGGGCCCCCCCCGCGGGUGAGUGACAGGAAUGGGGGCGGCACCGGGACCCCGGGGACUGGGGAAUCGGGGGGGUCCCGGCGCUCUGAUUG
Molecule: messenger RNA, 948 nt
Organism: Haemorhous mexicanus (house finch)
Lineage: Eukaryota; Metazoa; Chordata; Aves; Passeriformes; Fringillidae
Gene: TGFBR3L
Product: transforming growth factor beta receptor 3 like
Exons: 6
Coding region: 1-882 (293 amino acids)
Source: RefSeq, a predicted model, not a curated record